Vitrella brassicaformis is the source of this 500-nucleotide messenger RNA. NCBI's taxonomy places the organism in Eukaryota, Vitrellaceae. The record is from the annotation of a GenBank genome assembly.
AUGAGACGGAAAAUGGGGGAUGCGCGUGAAGUCUUGAGGUCGCCUGGUCGCUCCACUGUCAAUGAUCUGCCAAAAGAAUCGCGGGCAUUACUUGGCUUAGCUCGCCCAGGGUGUAGGGUUUCCAAACCCUACUCUCAGGCACUAUCCCCCGCUCGUGAGUCACAUUCUCUCCGUGCCGCCGCAGAACCAGCAGCAGAGAACUGCUGCUCGACUCGGAUCACCGUGCCCCUACCGGCGGAAGUCAUCCGACGGUGAGUGGGGAUGCAAUUGGCUCAUCACGAGUCAGCCAUGUGAUUCGCUGCUGCCUCUGUGUGUCGGUAUACUUGUGUUGUGCAGGUCUACUUGUCGGCGGGACCAUUGGCAAUUUGCUCGCUUGUUUGCUCGUCUGGGUCCAUAAUUCGACACACGAUAGGUGGGCAAGCACAGACACAAAGCUUCCACAAGUGCAUGUGCCCGUCUCUCUCCAUGACUUUUCUCUGUGUGGUGGAUGCAGCUGUUAA